This is a messenger RNA of Capronia epimyces CBS 606.96, 2580 nucleotides long. RefSeq names its product V-type proton ATPase subunit A. Bases 1 to 2580 code for a protein of 859 amino acids. Gene Ontology annotation, cellular component: vacuolar proton-transporting V-type ATPase, V0 domain; fungal-type vacuole membrane; vacuolar proton-transporting V-type ATPase complex. Lineage: Eukaryota; Fungi; Ascomycota; Eurotiomycetes; Chaetothyriales; Herpotrichiellaceae. The transcript is spliced from 2 exons. The record is from RefSeq and is a predicted model, not a curated record. Gene Ontology annotation, molecular function: proton-transporting ATPase activity, rotational mechanism; ATPase binding. Gene Ontology annotation, biological process: vacuolar acidification; proton transmembrane transport.
AUGGCCCAUAAGGACACCCUCUUCCGCUCCGCGGGCAUGUCCCUGACCCAGCUCUACAUCUCCAACGAGAUCGGCCGCGAGGUUGUCUCCGCCCUAGGAGAACUGGGUGUCGUGCAGUUCCGAGACCUCAAUGCAAAUACCAACGCGUUCCAACGUACAUUCACCAAGGAAAUUCGUCGGUUGGACAACGUCGAACGACAACUGCGCUACUUCAAAUCCCAGAUGGAGAAGUCGAACAUCGGAAUGCGAAGUCACUGGGACUUUGAUCAAGACAUGCUAGCCGCGCCACAGGCCAGUGAAAUUGACGAGCUCGCCGAACGAGCGGAGAAUCUCGAACACCGGGUCAGCAGCUUGAACGAGAGUUAUGAAACAUUAAAGAAGAGAGAGGUCGAGUUAACAGAGUGGCGAUGGGUCCUCAAGGAGGCCGGGGGAUUUUUUGACCGUGCCCACGGCCAAACGGAUGAUAUUCGAGCGAGCGUCGACGAAGACGACGCUCCUCUCCUCCGCAACGCAGAGGCCGAGGAAGGCAGAGUCAACGGCGACGCCGGCCAUCAGCAGAGCUUUGCUGUGAUGAACAUCGGGUUCGUGGCGGGCGUAAUCCCGCGUGAGCGUCUGGCAGCCUUUGAAAGAAUCCUUUGGAGGACACUCCGUGGCAAUCUGUACAUGAAUCAGUCCGAGAUUCCUGAACCGAUCAUCAAUCCUGAGACGAACGAGGAGAUCAGGAAGAAUGUAUUCGUCAUCUUCGCACACGGCAAAGAAAUCAUUGCGAAAAUCCGAAAGAUUUCAGAAUCACUCGGGGCAGAUCUCUACAACGUGGACGAGAACGGCGACGUGCGGCGGGACCAGAUCCACGAAGUCAACACCCGGCUGAGUGACCUCGCCAGUGUUCUUCGCAAUACCAAGACUACUUUGGACGCCGAAUUGAACGCCAUUGCUCGCUCGUUGGCUGCAUGGCUGAUUGUGAUUAAAAAGGAGAAGGCGGUUUACAAUGCAUUGAACAUGUGCUCCUACGAUCAAGCGCGAAAGACUUUGAUUGCCGAAGCUUGGUGCCCUACCAAUUCCUUGCCCCAGAUUCGAGCUACACUCCAAGAUGUCAAUGAUCGUGCUGGACUAUCUGUACCCACCAUCGUCAAUCAGAUCAAGACCAACAAGACCCCACCGACCUAUAACAAGACGAACAAAUUCACGGAAGGGUUUCAGACCAUCAUCGACGCCUACGGCACUGCCAAGUAUCAGGAGGUCAAUCCAGGCCUCUAUACCAUCGUGACAUUCCCGUUCCUGUUCGCCGUCAUGUUUGGCGAUUUUGGACACGGAUGCUUGAUGGCCUUAGCUGCCGCUGCAAUGAUCUACUGGGAGAAGCCUUUGCAAAGAUCCAAGCAGGACGAACUCUUCGCAAUGGCCUUCUACGGCCGCUAUAUCAUGUUGAUGAUGGGUAUCUUCUCCAUGUACACCGGAUUGAUCUACAACGAUGUCUUCUCCAAGGGGUUCACCCCUUUCCCGUCUGCUUGGGAGUUUCCAGAGGAAGGACGCCCGGAAGUUACUGGUCACCUAAAGGGAAGCUAUCGAUAUCCAUUCGGCCUGGAUUGGGCUUGGCAUGGGACGGAGAAUGAAUUGCUGUUUAGCAACAGUCUGAAGAUGAAGUUGUCCAUUCUCAUGGGGUGGGCACAUAUGACGUAUGCCUUGUGCUUCUCCUACAUCAACGCCAGGCACUUCAAGUCUCCCGUCGACAUCUGGGGUAACUUUGUACCGGGCAUGAUCUUCUUCCAGAGCAUCUUUGGAUAUCUCAGUUUCUGCAUCGUCUACAAAUGGUCCAUCGACUGGCCCAGCCAAGGCCGAAAUCCACCUUCUUUGCUGAACAUGUUGAUCCAGAUGUUCCUGUCACCUGGCAACGUGGAGGAAGGCGAACAGCUCUACAGCGGGCAAGCUGGUGUUCAGGUUUUUCUGGUUCUGAUUGCUGUUCUCAACGUGCCAAUUCUCCUUUUGUUAAAACCUCUGUAUCUGCGUUGGCAGCACCAGAAGACCGCCGCCCAGGGGUAUCGUGGAAUUGGCGACACUAGCCUGGUCACUCAUGCCACGGAUCUAUCUGAUGAUGAGAACGUUGAGGGGCGACGAAUGAAUGGCCGGCCUAGUCAAGAGGAUGACGACGAGGGCGCCAUGAUCACCGAGAACAUCGGCGACGACGAGGAGCAUGAAGAAUUUGAAUUCUCAGAGGUCAUGAUCCAUCAAACGAUUCAUACGAUCGAGUUCUGCCUCAACUGCGUCUCCCAUACCGCGUCCUAUCUCCGUCUGUGGGCGCUUUCUCUCGCUCAUCAGCAACUUUCAGUCGUAUUAUGGAGCAUGACGCUUGGCAACGCCUUUGGCAUGACCGGUGGGUUGCAGGUGGUCAUGAUCGUCGUCACCUUCUACUUCUGGUUCGUCCUUACCAUUGCCGUGUUGUGCGUCAUGGAGGGCACAUCCGCCAUGUUGCACAGUCUACGUCUGCAUUGGGUCGAGGCCAUGAGUAAGCAUUUUGUCGGCGAGGGUGUUCCGUUUGUGCCCUUUAGCUUCAAAUUGCUGCUUGAGGAGGAGCCUGUAGACUGA